AUGAGGGAGGAAAACAAUAGGGCUAUUAUCGAGCUUAAGAAUGAGCUAGCAGGUGAGAGGGCUGCGAGGGAGGAAAAGGAAAAGGAGGUGGAUUUAUUGACAGUGCGACUCUCGCAGGCAGAGGAAUUGCUUGCGCAUCAGAAGGAGGAUAUGUGCAAGAUCUGGGAGGCGAUUUCUCGGGCUUUUUGUCAAGGCCACUUGUCACACCUGUCCCUGACCUCAUGGGCGCACGCGUUGCACAACAUGUGGCCACAUGGCACAAAUGCUGCCUUCCUCCGCGGCCUCUCCAUGCACACACAGCACACCGCCUCCCCGUCCUCCCCCUCCUCCCCUCUGCCACCCUUGUCACAAGAAUCCAUUACUCCCUUCUUCCUCCUGCUGUCUCUCCCCCUUUUCUCACAUCCACCCCCCCACCCCCGUUUGCCCCUUCGCCCCUCAUCCUCCUCUGCUCCUCCCCUCUGCCUCUCCACCCCCUAUGCGCGUGUUGGCUCUGGGUGCGUCGAGAUGGGACCUGGAUUGGUGGGUCCACCACUGGAGGAAUGGUCCCGGCGCAAGGCCGUUAUCCUGGAGCACGAUCUGCUGGAGCAACCACUCAAACAGCAUCAUUCCACUACAAACCCUUUCCAAACCCCCCCCCUCCCCCCCUCUCUGCUCUUCAAAAGGAGUCCUCUCCCUUUCAGGCAGAAGGUCUUCAUCCUAGAGCAGGGUCUGCUGGACUCGAGAAGAGUGGAUGGGACGAUUCGACCCGAAACCAAUACCAGCAGCAGCAGGGGCAGGGAGUAG
This is a messenger RNA of Closterium sp. NIES-65, 783 nucleotides long. The record is from the annotation of a GenBank genome assembly. Lineage: Eukaryota; Viridiplantae; Streptophyta; Zygnematophyceae; Desmidiales; Closteriaceae.